Molecule: messenger RNA, 3106 nt
Organism: Marmota flaviventris (yellow-bellied marmot)
Lineage: Eukaryota; Metazoa; Chordata; Mammalia; Rodentia; Sciuridae
Gene: Elf3
Product: E74 like ETS transcription factor 3
Biological process (GO): regulation of transcription by RNA polymerase II; cell differentiation
Cellular component (GO): nucleus
Molecular function (GO): DNA-binding transcription factor activity, RNA polymerase II-specific; sequence-specific DNA binding
Source: RefSeq, a predicted model, not a curated record
AACUUUUGUAAUCCUGCCUCAGCCUUAGGGUAGGGUGGGAUUACAGGCUUUGGCCACCAUGUCCAGCUGAGGGAGGACUGUUAAGUACAGCCCCAUCUUACCAUAAGUGGCUGCAAAAACCCUGAUGCUUGGGUGGGGCCUAGGCAGGCAAAAAAUGAAGUGGACCCUGUGAAUGGGUUCCGAGGCUAGGGACCCUGGAGCCUGGGGGCUACACCUGCAGGACAGGCCACACCCAUUAGCCCAUGAAUAUCGCCUUGCAAGGAGUCUGGAGAGUCGUCCUUCACUCCAAAUCCUGGGUGUUGUGGAGAAAAUCCCUAAACCUCAAUAACUUCUCUCCUCCUAGGCUCCUUUGUCCCCAGUUCUCUGGACAGUUAGAGGCAGGGCCAGGGUUCAAUCAGGGGUUCUGGUUUCCCCACUUACCUUUUCCCCUCCCUAGCCCAUCCCUAACCUGGCCCCCAGGAGGAAUUUCCUGAGCCAGAGGGUGGCCAGAAGCACAGAUGCCCACCCCAGUGGCAUUCCCACCACCUGCCCAGGUCAGAGCCCUGGGCCCAACCCCAGAGGGUGCAGGAUGACAGAGUCUGACAAUCAUUAAACCAGCCGGGCCUGAUUUCCCAGCACCGCCUGCUAGGAUCCGGGCCAAGUGGCACAGAAUAUGCAAAUCACCUGGGGCCAGGAGCCCAGUCUGAAGGCCAGGAAAUCCCCUCCAUCCAAUGAGCCACCAGCUCAGGUUACCGCCGGGACAAACUCCGAAGACCUGGUGUGGGGAGGAGCUCCUGCGGCUCUAUAUAGGACGGGUGGGGGAGCACAGGGGCCAGACUCCUCACUGCUACCUGGCCGAGCUGUUGGCCACCUGGAUUUCUCUUCCACCUGUGACCUCCGAAGCCUGCCUGCCUGCCUGACGCCCGCACCCUGCCACCCGGUAGGACCCCCACCUGUCACGUUCCCAUCCGGGAAACCAGGGAUGGUUUAGUGGAUCUGCAGCUCUGAACCUGCCCCCUCUAGUCUGGAAUUUCCCAGCAGGAGUGUGCGGCAGUAGGGGGGUCCUGAGAGUCAGAGUAUCCCGUCUGUAGGAGGGACAAGGACUUGGAAGCUCCCACUUAAGGGCUCUGGGCGAUCCGAGCAGGGAGCCCCAGCAGGAGGGUCUAGUAGCCACACUUUGCUCUGAAUCUAGAAGCCCUUUUUGAAGAGAGGGAGCACGCAGAUGCUGACCUUGCUGCCCCUUUGGGUGGCUCCUGCCCAGGUUUGGCCAGAAGAGAGCAGCCAGGAUGUAAGGGGAGGAGUCUGGAACCUUCACCAACCUUGUCCCCUCUCCCCAGGUAGCCUCAUGGCUGCAACCUGUGAGAUUAGCAACGUUUUCAGCAAUUACUUCAGUGCUAUGUACAGCUCCGAGGACCCCAGCUUGGCCUCUGCUCCCCCUGCUGCCACCUUUGGGGCUGAUGACUUGGUGCUAACCCUGAGCAACCCACAGAUGUCGCUGGAGGGGACAGAGAAGGCCAGCUGGUUGGGGGAGCAGCCCCAGUUCUGGUCGAAGGCCCAGGUUCUGGACUGGAUCAGCUACCAAGUGGAGAAGAACAAAUACGAUGCCAGCUCCAUUGACUUCUCUCGGUGUGACAUGGACGGGGCCACCCUCUGCAACUGUGCCCUUGACGAGCUGCGCCUGGUCUUUGGGCCUCUGGGGGACCACCUCCAUGCCCAGCUGCGGGACCUCACUUCCAGCUCUUCUGACGAACUCAGCUGGAUCAUAGAGCUUCUGGAGAAGGAUGGCAUGGCUUUCCAGGACACCCUAGGAGACCCCGGCCCCUUUGAUCAGGGAAGCCCUUUCACCCAGGAGCUGCUGGAAGACGGCCACCAGGCCAGCCCCUACUACGCAGGCAGCUAUGGCGCAGGAGCCCCCUCCCCUGGCAGCUCUGACGUCUCCACCGCAGGGACCGGUACUUCCCAGAGCCUCCAUUCCUCAGACUCCGGUGGAAGUGACGUGGACCUGGACCCCACUGACAGCAAGCUCUUCCCCAGAGAUGGAUUUCCUGACUAUAAGAAGGGGGAAAGCAAGCACGGAAAGCGGAAACGGGGCCGCCCACGGAAGCUGAGCAAGGAGUACUGGGAGUGCCUGGAGGGCAAGAAGAGCAAGCACGCCCCCAGAGGCACCCACCUGUGGGAGUUCAUCCGGGACAUCCUCAUCCACCCUGAGCUCAACGAAGGCCUCAUGAAGUGGGAGAACCGGCACGAGGGUGUCUUCAAGUUCCUGCGCUCUGAGGCUGUGGCCCAACUGUGGGGCCAAAAGAAAAAAAACAGCAACAUGACCUAUGAGAAGCUGAGCCGGGCCAUGAGGUACUACUACAAACGCGAGAUCCUGGAACGGGUGGAUGGCCGCCGACUGGUCUACAAGUUUGGCAAAAACUCCAGUGGCUGGAAGGAAGAAGAGGUGGUUCAGAGUCGGAACUGAGGAGCUGAACUAGACCAGGACCAAACUCAUGGACUUGGACUGAGGCCUGCAGCCCUCCUGGAGGCCAGGCAGGCUUGGAAGCCCCUCCAUUUGGAUGUGCUCCCUGCAGAGCUGUGGAGAAGCCGAAGUCUGGUGUGUGGUCAGGCCUGUCCUGGAGCGGGGCCUGCAGCCUCUCCUCUGUCCUCCUUCUGGAAUUAUAAGCCCUGGGGUUUGAAGCGACUUGCUCGCUGACUCUACAGCUGCUCGUUGGCUGCUUCCAAUCCCAACGCUGCUGCCGAUGACACCUUCCCUGGCAGAUGCUUGGACUCAGCCAUGGAGACUGUUGGGGAGCCCUGGGAUAGAGGGGACAGGCAGUGUCCUCCAGCCCCUCCUUUCUGGACUGGCUUCCACCUCUCUACUCAGUGCUUGGGCUCCACGGCGGGGGGUCAGAGCAUCCCUAAUUUAUGUGUUAUAAAUACGUCAGAUGUACAUAGAGAUCUAUUUUUUCUAAGGCAUUCCCCUCCCCCCUCCUCUCUCACUGAGCACUUGUGGCCAGACUUGUCACCCUGCCUGGCCAGUGAGAGGAGGGCUGCAGCCAGACCCCUCAAGAUGGGGGUCCUGGCUCCUUUCUCCUGUGAAUGGAGGCCGAGACCUCCAAUAAAGCGCCUUCUAGGUUUUUCUAAC